Messenger RNA from Candida tropicalis MYA-3404, 2214 nucleotides. Its product is annotated as anaphase promoting complex subunit 5. Gene Ontology annotation, molecular function: protein binding. Lineage: Eukaryota; Fungi; Ascomycota; Pichiomycetes; Serinales; Debaryomycetaceae. Gene Ontology annotation, cellular component: anaphase-promoting complex. The record is from RefSeq and is a predicted model, not a curated record. Gene Ontology annotation, biological process: anaphase-promoting complex-dependent catabolic process; protein K11-linked ubiquitination; positive regulation of mitotic metaphase/anaphase transition. The transcript has a single exon. Bases 1 to 2214 code for a protein of 737 amino acids.
AUGGUGAAAAAUGAAAUCAAGCUAUUGCUUACGGAAGAUUUGUCCCCUUACAAGUUAUCAUUAUUGAUAUUAAUACAAUUAUACUUGAACAACAAAUUACCUGUUCCUCAAUUAAUCCUUCUAACCCAAUUGAUCGAAAAGAAACAGGUAUUAGCAAUACCUGGAGCAUCACCUGGCGUAAUCAUUCAUAGUUUAAAGGACUUGUGUGACAUUAUAAAGGAUGAAAAAACAGAGCGAAUCUUACUAGAUGUUGUAUGGAACGUCAGAUCAGUGGAAGAUUUGGAAAAUGAUCAUAUCAAUCAAUUAAUGAAAUGCGUUAAACUGGGAAUAAUCACAGUUAAUUCAUCUUCUCCGGAAGCCACGAAAAUUGUUUCUUCAAAAUCCCUAUUUGGUUCGUUUGUUCUUAAAAUAUGUACCGCAUUUGCAACAUUGAAAUUUGAUGAAAGUCAAUUAUUAUUUCAAGCGUUUUCUGAGUUUAGAGAAUCAACACGGCAGAUAUAUAUUAAUCAAGGAGGAAUUAUUAGUGACAGCAUAUCUGAUCCCGAUUUUGAACUAUUUAAUCAUUUGAAUAACAAUUUGAAAGAAAUUGGUGUGAUAAAUACGACAUCAAAAAUCAUUCCUGUUCCUCGAUAUGACUUGCAACAAUUGCUAGACAAUCAGAUUACUUUGUUAGAAAGCUAUGGAACACCAACACCUCAAUAUUUGAAAGAUAUUAUGCUAUUAAUGACAUCUCCCAAUUCAAAUGUUGGACGAAUACAGAAUAUUAAUUUCAACAACUUACCUUCAUAUCAUUACCUUCGAUAUUUAGAAUGUCUACAAGAAUCUGACUACAAUGGGGCGUUUGAUGCAUUACACCAAUAUUUCGACUAUAUGGUAUCGAACAAUUCCAAGUAUUUUUAUCAUUUUGCCUUAAUUUCACGUGCAGCGCUACACCAAUAUUUCGGAGAAGAUGAUAAGGCAAUGGAUGCUAUUGAAGAAGCAAUAUCUGUUGCCCGUGAAAACAAAGAUAAUUCCACCUUGACGUAUAUUUUAUCAUGGUUAUUCAAUUUUAUGAAGAACAAACCGGAAUUAUGGAAUCGUCAGACUUUUUACAACAAUAAUAACGAAACACAAGUUCUUGACUUUCUUAUUAAAAAAUCCAAACAAGUAUCACCACUGCUUUAUUCGAUGAGUUAUAAUUUUGAAACUUUGCAAAUCAUGCAUAAUGGUGGGAAGAGCUAUAUGAAUAGCUUGAUUAAAUCCAUGUUCAUUGCUAUAAACGAUGCUAGACCUACAUUUAUAAAAUCAGCCGAACUUGCAGCCACAGUAUGGAGUCGUAUUGGUGAACCAGCAUUGAGUGAGGUUUAUAGUAUGAUUGCUAUGGAACUUACCGAUAAAGCAACAGAUAAAGUCAGUCUUUCUAUUCGUAUGAGUUUUUUGAAAUUUUUAAGUGGAGAUGUUGACUUGGCGUACAAUAAGUUGGAAAAUUUGAAAAAAGAAGUUACCGAUCAUUCAAUGUAUAAUUCAAUCCACAAACGAUGUCUCAUGAUGUCAAUAAGAUUGAACCUUCAAAAGGGAAGAUACAAUAUCUGUAAAAACAUCAUUAAUGUAUUGUUGGAUAAUGCUUUUAAGGAUACAGAAUUAAGAAAUGAAUUGUUGAUGUUGCAAGUUGAAGUUGAAACGUGUUUAGAAAACUAUAGUCAUGCUUUAUGCUUGCUUUCUAAGAUACAACUGAACGAUGUAUAUUUGGCAAUUAGAGUGGCCCUAUUGAAAUGCAACAUUUUUAUCAGGUCAGGCAACCAUUAUCGUGUUUUCUCGUUGUUGACACAACAAAUACAGUUAUCCAAACGAUGCGGGUUUGGAUAUAUCUACACCGAAGCUGUUCUAUUAUUUUGGGAAGUAUUGAAUUCAGUUGGUGCACUUUCUGAUGCUCUAAAAUUAAGUGAAGAAGUAAUGCCCCACGUACAACGAUUAAACAAUCGAGAACUUAUCUCGAGAGCAUAUUAUGAAUUGGCUCGUAGUUAUAAAGAUCAAUCAACUGCAUUACUGUAUACUCAACUUGCAAUAUCAGGAUUUGAAAAAUGUUCAAAUUUUAUUUUAUUGGAAAAAUCAUUAAAGUUGCAAAUCAAUUUGGCAGUUAUUCAUAAUGAACCAGAAAUUGCUCAAAAAACCAAUAAUGUACUUGCAAUAGUUCAACAAAAGUUACAGAAAGAAACCAGAAAAGGUUAUAUAUGA